This is a messenger RNA of Macaca mulatta (Rhesus monkey), 2477 nucleotides long. It is a transcript of the gene MAEA, whose product is annotated as macrophage erythroblast attacher, E3 ubiquitin ligase. Gene Ontology annotation, biological process: proteasome-mediated ubiquitin-dependent protein catabolic process. The record is from RefSeq and is a predicted model, not a curated record. Gene Ontology annotation, cellular component: cytoplasm; GID complex; nucleus. Lineage: Eukaryota; Metazoa; Chordata; Mammalia; Primates; Cercopithecidae. Gene Ontology annotation, molecular function: protein binding; ubiquitin protein ligase activity.
CGUGCGCAGAGGCGUGGGAGGCCUGAGCAGUAAGCGGCCGGACGUGGACCCUGAGAGCCACUGGCAGGGAGGUGGGGGUCUUCCCACUUGGGAAGACACCGUGGCCCCGGUGAGCCCCUCCUGCGCCUCCUUCAUGCUCGCGUCCUGCGUAACCGUGGCGAGUUUUGGGCAGGGCCUCUUUGCCUUGCGCUGGGAGUUCCUGUCUGCAGCACAUCAGCUGCCCGGAGCUCUGCCCUGUGCCUGAGCAGCGUAAGCACCGCGGUGAGGCGGGUGGCCCCCCAGGAAUUGGACUGUCCGGAAAGGCCCCGUUCCCGCGUAGAACUUGAAUGCAGCUGAGGAACGUCCAGAGAGGCCUUGCUUUCCUGGUGGCGGUCUGGAAUGUGCUGGUGCCCUACGAGACACUGAACAAACGCUUUCGCGCCGCUCAGAAAAACAUUGACCGGGAGACGAGCCACGUCACCAUGGUGGUGGCCGAGCUGGAGAAGACACUAAGCGGCUGCCCCGCCGUGGACUCCGUGGUCAGCCUGCUGGACGGCGUGGUGGAGAAGCUCAGCGUCCUCAAGAGGAAGGCGGUGGAGUCCAUCCAGGCCGAGGACGAGAGCGCCAAGCUGUGCAAGCGCCGGAUCGAGCACCUCAAAGAGCACAGCAGCGACCAGCCCGCGGCGGCCAGCGUGUGGAAGAGGAAGCGCAUGGACCGCAUGAUGGUGGAGCACCUGCUGCGCUGCGGCUACUACAACACGGCCGUCAAGCUGGCACGCCAGAGCGGCAUCGAGGACCUAGUGAAUAUUGAGAUGUUCCUGACGGCCAAAGAGGUGGAGGAGUCCCUGGAGAGGCGUGAGACGGCCACCUGCCUGGCCUGGUGCCAUGACAACAAGUCCCGGCUGCGGAAGAUGAAGAGCUGCCUGGAGUUCAGCCUCAGAAUCCAGGAGUUCAUUGAACUCAUCCGGCAGAAUAAGAGACUGGACGCCGUGAGACACGCGAGAAAGCACUUCAGCCAAGCAGAAGGGAGCCAGCUGGACGAGGUGCGCCAGGCCAUGGGCAUGCUGGCCUUCCCGCCCGACACGCACAUCUCCCCGUACAAGGACCUCCUGGACCCUGCACGGUGGCGGAUGUUGAUCCAGCAGUUCCGGUACGACAACUACCGACUACACCAGCUGGGAAACAACUCUGUGUUCACCCUCACCCUGCAGGCUGGCCUCUCAGCCAUCAAGACACCACAGUGCUACAAAGAGGACGGCAGCUCCAAGAGCCCCGACUGCCCCGUGUGCAGCCGCUCCCUGAACAAGCUGGCGCAGCCCCUGCCCAUGGCCCACUGUGCCAACUCCCGCCUGGUCUGCAAGAUCUCCGGCGACGUGAUGAACGAGAACAACCCGCCCAUGAUGCUGCCCAACGGCUACGUCUACGGCUACAAUUCUCUGCUUUCUAUCCGUCAAGAUGAUAAAGUCGUUUGCCCAAGAACCAAAGAAGUCUUCCACUUCUCACAAGCCGAGAAGGUAUACAUCAUGUAGGCCCCACGUCGCCAAGCGCACGCCUCGGGGACGGGCUGCAGCGGGCGGGGAGGCCGCGCCUUCCUCCUGCCUCGCGCUCCAGCCUGCCGCGGCGUUUCUGUUUCUUGCGACCAAAGAUGAGUGAGCAACGAUAAAUACUCUUAGGAAGAGAGAAAAUAAGGUUUCAUAAGUUUGUACUUGAAAACAGCAUUUUGAUUGGUAGGAUUUUGUAACACGUCAACCAUUUGAUGCUUCUGAAAAGUACUUUCAACUUUCGAAGGAAACUUUUCUUUAAAGACUGACCUAAACACUGAGGGAAACUUUAGAACGUUUAAAAUAUAGGAGUCCAUGAUUUCCCUGUGUUUUCAGUUUCUUUCCUUCUGUGAACGAUGAGACUUGGAGAACGGGCUGGUCCUUCACCACCUCCCGUUGGCCCUGGCCCGGCCGGGGAAGGUGGCAGUGGCACUGGACUGACCUGCAGUGACCCGCGAUGCCGCGCCACAAGGGACACUCACGGCUUCAUUCGAGAGCUGCUGCCAAAAUGCCUGGCGCCGCCACCGUCGGGCUGGCUUCGAGGACGCCCGCCUGCCUCGCGGGCCGUGUCCGUGGGACUGUGUUCGUACGUGCGUAGUUUCGAUACCACAUCGCGGGGCUGUGUUGCUACGUGCGUAGUUUCGAUAUCACACCCUCCGUGUGCCGCCUUACUUCCUGCUUUGAGAAUGUAUAACGUGGAAAUCCACGGGACCAAGUUUCUGCAGAGGCCUUGCCGGAUGGUUCCAUAACUGUAGAGUCUAAAUACUAUCCAUUACAGAAAUUAAUCGUUCAGUUGAGAGAAGUACUGAUGACUUUUCAAAACAAAUGAACCAUCGUAGUUGACAGAGAACCAUAUUGUAGAGGUUUGUAGUUAGUGCUUAUUUUUGCAUGUUGAUGUUGACUAGCUAAUAAACUGUAAAUGUAAACCAUGCGAAUAAAAUGGUUUUCUAUUUCUCA